Messenger RNA from Striga hermonthica, 1362 nucleotides. Lineage: Eukaryota; Viridiplantae; Streptophyta; Magnoliopsida; Lamiales; Orobanchaceae. The record is from the annotation of a GenBank genome assembly.
AUGGCCACCGCAGCUUUUGCGCCACCGCACCACGGCCGCCGCCGUUGCUCGCAGUCAAAUUUCACGUCACAUCGAAUAUCGGAAACAUGCUUUUUCAGCGGGAAUCGAGCUCCGCCCACAUUUUUUCGGGCCACAAUCGGGCCUAUGAAAACCGCUCACGGCCUGCUGACCAACUGUUCCCCGUCCCCUUCAUCCGCUUCGCCGGAAGUCAGUGCUCCCACGGCGGAGUCAUGUAUCAACUUGGGUCUUUCUCUUUUCGCCAAAGGACGGGUCAGAGAUGCACUUGCACAGUUUGAUACUGCUCUUACUUUGGAUCCCAACCCUUUGGAGGCUCAAGCUGCUCUUUAUAACAAAGCCUGUUGUCAUGCGUAUAGGGUGGAAGGAAAGAAAGCUGCUGACUGUUUACGUACAGCUUUGAGAGAAUAUGGUCUCAAGUUUGGCACCAUUCUGAAUGAUCCCGAUUUGGCCUCAUUUAGAGCGACACCCGAGUUCAAAGAGUUGCAAGAAGAGGCUGUAUUGGGUGGAGAAGACAUAGGAUCUAGCUUCCGGAGAGAUCUUAAACUGAUUAGUGAGGUCCAAGCGCCUUUUCGUGGGAUUCGAAGAUUUUUCUAUGUCGCAUUCACAGCUGCUGCUGGAAUUUCGUUAUUAUUCACUAUUCCUAGGCUGCUUCGUGCGAUCCAAGGUGGAGACGGUGCUCCCGACCUAUUGGAAACUGCGGGAAAUGCAGGAAUCAAUAUUGGAGGUAUUGUUGUUCUCGUGGCUUUGUUCUUUUGGGACAACAAGAAAGAAGAGGAACAGCUAACUCAAAUUAUAAGGAAUGAAACUUUAUCUCGGCUCCCUUUACGCCUUUCGACUAACAGGAUUGUGGAGCUUGUGCAGUUAAGGGACACAGCAAGGCCUGUUAUUCUGGCUGGGGACAAAGAGACAGUAGCUUCGGCCAUGCGCAAAGCAGAGAGGUUUCGAACGGAGCUUGUAAAAAGAGGAGUGAUUUUGAUUUCCGUCGUGUGGGGAGAAGGCAGAGAAUCACAAGUUGAGAAGAAAGGCUUCGGGCUUUCUCGAAAGGCAGCCGUAUCACUUCCAUCUAUAGGGGAAGAUUUUGAUAAUCGUGCACAAUCAAUAGUUGCAAAAUCGAAAGUCAAGGCGGAAAUUCGAUUUCGUGCAGAGGUGGUAUCCCCCGUUGAAUGGGAAAGGUGGAUCAAAGAUCAACAGAAGUCCGAAGGCAUAACUCCGGGUGAGGAUGUGUACAUAAUUCUCCGUUUGGAUGGCCGUGUUCGGAAAUCAGGACGGGGAAUGCCUGAUUGGUUAGAAAUUGUGAAGGAGAUUCCUCCAAUGGAAGCAUUUUUGAGCAAGUUAGAAAGAUAG